AUGUCGUAUGUGCUGAAAAAACUUGUUAUCCUAGUAACAUUUUUAUUGACAUGGAGAUUAAGUUAUUGUGUCACUUAUAAACUUACAAAUGUGAAUUGCGCAAGCCACAACAAUUCAUGGGUUACAAUCAACGAGUGUCGCUUGAAGGCUGUCAGUCGAAAUAGAACAGUUUUUAACUUCAAUGCAACCUUUCAUCAUCCGACUAAUGAUAUAGUAAUGAACUACAGAUUUUUGAAAAGGGAAAGCGGAUAUAAGCCAUGGUUGUACAAAAGGAAUAUCGACGGUUGCCGUUUUUUAAAAAAGCCCUACGAUAUUCUGACCAUAUUGAUAUACACUGUUUACAAGGACUUUUCAAACAUAAAUCACACUUGCCCGCUUUAUGGAGACAUUUUGAUAAGAGGAAUGUACCUAACGACUCAAAUUAAGGCCAUUCCCUAUCCCUCCGGCGAAUAUAUGCUGCAAAUUAACUGGAUUUUCUAUCGGAACAUUCAGUUCGUAACCAAUGUUAGUUACGAAUUCAUUGAAAAUUUAUUGUAA
Molecule: messenger RNA, 537 nt
Organism: Drosophila teissieri
Lineage: Eukaryota; Metazoa; Arthropoda; Insecta; Diptera; Drosophilidae
Exons: 3
Coding region: 1-537 (178 amino acids)
Source: RefSeq, a predicted model, not a curated record